UCCCACGCUCACCGACGUCAUUUCCUCCGCAGGGAAAACAUGGCGGCUGCCGGUCAGUCAGCUUCGAUGCCUUCUCUGCCGAGAAAUGUAGUGAUUAAAACAGAGCCAGAGGAUGAGGAUACUCUCGUGAUAAGCCCGGUGGAUGUGCCGAUCAAGCGGGACCCCGUGCUCUCACUCAUCGCCCCGGUCAGCGGGCUGCAGCCGCUCACAUGGUCUCAGGAUCACCGCCUGGCUGUGAGCACCACCAGCUCCGUGUCGCUGCUUGAGCUGGUGUGUGAUGUGCACAGUAACAAACAGGAGCUCACGCUGCACCGGACCUCCAUCCCCGUCCCGACAGAAGCCACGAAGAUGCGGGUAGGACCAUCAGCAGAGCAGGCUGCAGCGAUGGAGAAGUUCUCUACACAUCCGGACCCAACAAUAAGGCAACUUUUUUUGGCCGACAGAGCGAUGAACCCAUCAAUAGGACUGCAAAAAGGAAUGAAAUACGCCAGUUGGUCUCCGUUAGGUUGUGACUCUAACGGGCGCUGUCUGCUCGCUUGCCUAACGCUAGACCACAGACUGACCAUUCACAACAGCUACAAGCGUCUUGAGUGGAAAAUGCUAGAAGAUCUUACCAAAAAGUAUAGCGAGAGGCUAAAGCAGCGAGGCUACUCCAAAAAAGACAACAUUCCUCCACAGACGUCCCUGCUGCACUUUGACGAGCUGCAGCGGCGCUUCAGAAUGCAAACCCCUCUGAGGAUGGAGUGGUCGAGCGUUUACACGACCAAACAGGUUCAGCCGGACAACACCUGUGAAAACAUAGAGAUGGUCCUCCUCGCCGUCCUAAUGGAAAACGGCGACGUAGUUUUGUGGAAGUUUGUGUUGCCUUUUUUAGAAACUUCAGAUGUUGAGUUUUAUGAUGUUGUCGAGUCAGGUGUGAAUCGUCCCAGCGACUUGGCGUGGUGGGAGUAUGACGGCACGGAUCGGCGUAUGAGUGGCCUGAUCGUGGGCAGCGAGGUGGGACCCGUCAAGAUUGUUCCGGUCAGCCUGGCUGGAGUGAAGGGCUACUUCACCCUCCGACACCCUGUCAUCCUCUGGAAGGAGUGCGAUGAGAUCGCCGUGGAAAACCUCAAAUGUGUUCCGAUGAUCCACCCGAUCCAGAAGACCAGCUGCAGUCUCAUCGUAGCCUCGCGCGGCUGCUACGUCUUUUGGUGUUUGCUCAUGAUUUCGCCAGCCGGACUGAAUGUGCACAACUCUCACGUUGCAGGGCUGCACUCGCUCCCCGUGGUCUCGCUAGCGAUCAGUCAGCACGGAGUCUCGGUGUACACAUGUUCUGUAGACGGGUGGAUUAAAAAGCUGACACCGACAUUUGCAGGGAACACUUUGAUAUUCAAUCAAGAGGACAUGUUGCGACCUGAGAACCUCUCAGGGAGGAAGAUACAUGGGAUUGCGGUGAGCCACAACGGAGCCUACAUUGCGCUCACCAGCUCACAAGGUAUGGUCGGCGGCUUUCACCCAGUUAGCAAGACUUACCAGGUGAACUUUGUGACCCUGAAAGCGCCAGAAACAGCAGCAGCAUUGCUGCUCAAGUCCCCCGCACAUAACUUGCACAAAACAGCUGACCUGCUUGAUCUCGUGAGGUGGCAAAUUUUGAAAAACAAGUGCAUUCCGACAUCGCUGCUGGAAGAAAUCGAUCAAAAGAUCCAGGAAGUAGACUCGCCUUACUUUUGGCGUUUAAAGCUCUUCCUGGUGAGGACACUUUACCAGUCGCUACUGGAGCCUCCCACAGAUCACCGCUGGAAACCAACGCUCGAGGAGAACAAAGUCUUCAUAAGGGAAGGGGAAGAGGGAGAAGGAACGGACGGAGAAGACGCUGCUAAAGAGAAAAGUGAGCCUGUUGGUAAAGUAGUAAAACAGGAGAAGGAUAAUCUGAAGGAGCAGAUUGAGGAGGUGCAGGCUUGGAUCAGUUCUGUAGAGAGCCACAUUAUGAGGGAAAACAUGAAGAAGGUGCUGGGCGUGGUUUACCUCAACACCUGGAUUACUCAGAACACCAGCAUCCCCACCUGUGGCCUGGUGGAGUUCCUCUCCAGAGACUCCAACGACAGAGCUUCAGAGGUCCUGAUUGGCCACAUCAAGAACAAGAUGAACAAGCAGUCGUUCUCUGAGCGCUGCAGCCUGUGUCAGGAGGUGCUGCCCUUCUCGGACCACAAACAAGCCAUCUGUAAAAACGGUCACAUGUGGCUCAGGUGUGUGUUGUCAUACCAGGCCUGCCAGAAGCUGACGUUCAGACGCUGCCUCCUGCUGGAUACCAUCUCCAGACUGCCAGAGCCCGAGGAUCCAGAGUGGAUCAGGAAGGUUCUGCAGGGGCCAUGCACGCUCUGCGACUCGCCCAUGAUCUAGAGCUGACCGAUAAGAGGAACCUCAGGGCUUUCCCUGCGACCUUCAGAGUUUCCCGCUCUGACGCAGGGUCCACAUCACUGCUACCAUUUUAUUUUUGUGUUCUGUUCAUAUUUUUAUUACUUUAUAUUGGGUUCUUAAAAGUGCAAAUAAAAGGCUUUGAUUAUACGUUCUAA
Messenger RNA from Notothenia coriiceps (black rockcod), 2552 nucleotides. RefSeq names its product general transcription factor IIIC, polypeptide 4 (gene gtf3c4). The transcript is spliced from 5 exons. Gene Ontology annotation, molecular function: histone acetyltransferase activity; protein binding. The record is from RefSeq and is a predicted model, not a curated record. Gene Ontology annotation, cellular component: transcription factor TFIIIC complex. Bases 40 to 2379 code for a protein of 779 amino acids. NCBI's taxonomy places the organism in Eukaryota, Metazoa, Chordata, Actinopteri, Perciformes, Nototheniidae. Gene Ontology annotation, biological process: transcription initiation at RNA polymerase III promoter.